AUGGAUUUGGCCGAACUCGAUGCAAAUAUUGACUGGUAUUCUAAAUACUACGCCUCACGAGGUAUGUGGAACAAGUGUUUGGACUACAAAGAACGUGGAUACGAUACGUUCAUAUAUUACACAAACGAACUGGAAAAACAAGAAGGAUUCUACAACUUUAUGGAUUUCUGUGCAGUAUUCCCGCUGCACCGCGGAAAGACGACAGAUGAUGAGGAGGAAACCUAUGCGGGUGACUUCAAGGGGACCUUCCGGGUGUACUCUCUUCCUGAGGAUCCCAAUGCACCUAAGCCGCUUCGAUAUUUAGAGACGGAAGUUCCCAAGCCGGAUCCGGUUGAAUGCAUCGUUCGCGUAUACGUCAUCAAAGCAACGGACUUGCAGCCCAGUGAUCCAUCGGGUUUGGCCGACCCCUACGUUGAAAUUCACCUUGGCAAGCACAAGGUCAGCUCGAAGGAUCACUACAUUCCCAACAACUUGAACCCGGAAUUUGGCAGAAUGUUCCAGCUAAAUGCCCGGAUCCCUGUAGAGAAGGACCUCAUAAUCAAGGUGAUUGACUAUGAUUUGCUCUCACGUGAUGAUGUUAUUGGUGAGACGACGAUCGAUCUGGAGAAUCGCCUUCUCACACGAUACCGCGCCACCUGUGGAUUGCCGCAAACGUAUACCGUCUCCGGUCCCAACCAGUGGCGUGACAACCAAACGCCCACACAGAUUCUCGAUGCCUUUUGCACAAAGAACCGCCUCCCCUUACCCAAGUACUCCGAGCCAGAAGCGGGUGGUCCCAUGACCUGCCACAUUGGAGAACAUUUCUUCAAUCUCAGCGUCUUCGAGAAGGGUCUCAUCCCGAAUCCUCAUCUAGGCAUUCCCAAAGAGCGCCUUGCCCUAGCCAUCUUGAAUGCCCUCCCGCUUGUGAAAGAACAUGUGGAAUGCCGCGCUCUAACCAGUCCAUUACAGCCGGCGAUUGAACAGGGAAGACUUGAACUCUGGGUUGACAUUUUCCCGAAGUCCCUCGGUGAUCCAGGCCCAUGCUUCACUGUAACUCCCCGUCGACCAAAUGACUACGUGCUACGUGUGAUUGUCUGGAAUACCUAUGACGUUAUCCUCGACGAGACUUCUAUCACCGGCGAACGCAUGUCUGAUAUCUACGUGAAGGGUUGGCUUGAGGGUGUCGAGGAACGCGAGAAGACCGAUGUCCAUUAUCGAUCGCUGAACGGAGAAGGCAACUUCAACUGGCGUUUAAUAUUCCCGUUCCAGUACAUCCCAGCUGAAAACGAGCUUGUGGUCUCAAAGAAGGAACACUUCUGGUCGCUUGAUAAGACCGAAAAGCGUCUGCCAGCGGUUUUGAUUAUGCAGGUCUGGGACAAUGAUCUCUUCUCGCCAGAUGACUUCCUGGGUACCCUAGAAUUAAACCUCACACGCAUGCCCCAACCAGUAAAAAGAGUCAAAGAUUGCAAGAUUGACCAGAUCCAAACGAGUCAGCCAAAGAGCAAGUUUAUAAACCUGUUCGAAAGCAAAACCACAGGCGGCUUCUGGCCGUUUGUCGAUGCACCUGGGCCGGAGAUGAAACUAACUGGAAAACUGGAAGCUGAGAUGGAGUUGUUAACCAAACAGGAGGCCGACCUGAAACCUGCUGGCAAGGGUCAGGAAGAACCAAACCAGAAUCCGCACUUGGACAAGCCAAAGCGUCCGGAGACCUCAUUCUUCUGGUUCACAUCACCAUUCAAAACGUGCAAAUUCAUCAUCUGCAAACGUUUCAAGUGCAUCCUGAUCGUCGUUAUCUGCGCGUUCUUGGCUAUCCUCCUCAUUGCACUCUUCAUUUACGCCAUUCCGGUAAGUUUCGUUUUCUUCCUUUGUCAGUAUAUUUUUUCGGUUUCAUUUUCCAUAUUACAAUGA
Messenger RNA from Dibothriocephalus latus, 1887 nucleotides. The record is from the annotation of a GenBank genome assembly. NCBI's taxonomy places the organism in Eukaryota, Metazoa, Platyhelminthes, Cestoda, Diphyllobothriidea, Diphyllobothriidae.